Molecule: messenger RNA, 219 nt
Organism: Akanthomyces muscarius
Lineage: Eukaryota; Fungi; Ascomycota; Sordariomycetes; Hypocreales; Cordycipitaceae
Exons: 4
Coding region: 1-219 (72 amino acids)
Source: RefSeq, a predicted model, not a curated record
AUGAAGUUCUCCAUCCUCGCCGUCCUCAGCGUCGCUGCCGUCGCUGUCGCCAAGCCGGUGCCGGACACUCGCAGCGAUUGCACAUGCCCUAUUCAGCCCAAGGCUUGCGGUUGUGUUAUCCCGCAGUCCGUGGUUCUCGCAGAAUUGCAAACAAACCUCUUCCUCAUUAGUCUGGUCCAGCCCUGCGCCACCAUAAGCAGUUGGCCUGGCGUUGGCUAG